This is a messenger RNA of Fusarium tjaetaba, 690 nucleotides long. RefSeq lists its product as uncharacterized. NCBI's taxonomy places the organism in Eukaryota, Fungi, Ascomycota, Sordariomycetes, Hypocreales, Nectriaceae. Bases 1 to 690 code for a protein of 229 amino acids. The transcript has a single exon. The record is from RefSeq and is a predicted model, not a curated record.
AUGAUCCCCUCCACGCUUCUUGCGCUUAUUAGCCUUGUCUCCGUCACCCAAGCCGCAGCUGCCCCCAAGAUUCUAUCUUCCGACGAUGUCAUCGUUCUCAAGACCGAUGGCACUUCCCAAAUCAUGAAAGCCGCUGACCUCGAACGUCUCGAGACUGCCCCCGCAAUCACCACCAAUACCCCCACCAAGCGCAACAUCAACCGUCGUGGCUGCGAAAGCACUGAAGUCCAAGUCCUAUCCGAAAAAGAAUUCCUCAACUGGGAUGUCGCCAUGUCCCCCGUCAUAAGCAGCCUCGACGGCUCCAAGGCUACCGUCAGCGUGACUUCCGGCUUCACCAUCGCCAAUUCUCUCAAAGUCGGCGCUAGCUUCAGCAUUCCCCUCAUGGAUAUUCUCACUACUGCGCUGAGCAUUGACUACACUGAGACCUGGACUUCGAGCCAGCAGCAGUCACUGUCAUUUCAAGUUCCGGAGAAUCAUCACGGUCUUAUUGUUAGCCAGCCUUAUGUCCGACGUGUUCAGGGAAAUGUUCUUGAUGGAUGCGGUGAUGAUAUUGAGAAGACCGAGUUUACGUCGGAUUCGUAUGAGAGUCAGACUUAUGGGGAUCUGGAGUGGGUCAAGGGUAUUAUUCGUCUCUGCAGCAGCGAAACCUAUCCUAUUCCCUUCUGCAACGGUGAGGGUGAACACAAAUAA